AGAAAACUGUACACACGAGAGACGAGGAGAUGUGAAGUUGAUGAUAUCCUUGUUUUAUCACCGGAUAAUUAUAAUUUCAUAGUAAAGAAUUACAUCAUAUAUCUUCUGAAACCAUGGCUGAAAUCAAAGUGGUCCCACUGGGAGCUGGGCAGGAUGUUGGCAGAAGCUGUAUUAUAGUUUCCCUUGGUGGCAAGAAUGUCAUGCUGGAUUGUGGGAUGCACAUGGGAUACAAUGAUGAUAGAAGGUUUCCUGACUUCACUUACAUCAACAGGUCAGGGACACUUACAGAAUACCUGGACUGUGUCAUCAUCAGUCACUUUCAUCUUGACCACUGUGGGGCGCUACCGUACAUGUCAGAGAUGGUGGGCUUUGACGGACCUAUUUAUAUGACACAGCCCACCAAAGCUAUAUGCCCCAUUCUGUUGGAAGACUACAGAAAGAUAACUGUGGACAGAAAAGGAGAACAAAACUUUUUUACUUCAGAAAUGAUCAAGAAUUGCAUGAAAAAAGUGGUGCCUGUUAAUUUACAUCAAACAGUGCAGGUGGAUGAUGAACUGGAGAUCAAAGCGUACUAUGCUGGUCAUGUACUUGGUGCGGCCAUGUUCCGUAUCACAGUGGGCUCACAAUCAGUGGUUUAUACUGGGGACUACAACAUGACACCUGAUCGUCACCUGGGUGCCGCCUGGAUUGACAAAUGUCGUCCUGACCUUCUGAUCACAGAGUCCACUUAUGCCACCACAAUACGAGACUCCAAGAGGUGCCGAGAGAGAGAUUUUCUCAAGAAGGUCCAUGAUUGUGUUGAUAAAGGUGGAAAGGUACCCAUUGUGCGUGGAAGCCCUUUAAUGACCCAUCGCAUUACUAACGCCAACCCCAACAUAAGAGCGUUCUGUCUGUACUCCGUGAAUGGGCAGCAGGUGCCAAUUAGACCACCUUGUCCAACAGAGCCAUCUGCCGCCGAUGGUGGUGAAGGGUUUCUAGAGGGAACAUGUGACAAAGGAGAAUUGGUCAUACUGUUGCAUUCCACCAAGCCGCUAGAUGUCUCCCUUGUACAGUGGGCGGGAGCACCUUCGAGCCAAUGGCAUAACAGUCAUAACAUGCAGAAUUGUAUGAGCUCCACAUGCAGUUUAGCCAACGGAAAUCGCACCGUCACUAUCCGCACUGGUUUAUCAAAUGGUGCAUUCAGUUUUGCUGUGAAUGUUAUAUAUCAUUACGUCCUUCCAAAUGAUUGGAUAAACCAUCCAGAGGUGAAAACGUGCACGUCCUCAGGAACCAGUGCUAAAAGACGACGAAGAGACACUAGCAACACUUUGCCCUCUUCCACGAAAUUCGUUCUCGAAGUAGAUGAACCAAGAGGGCGGAUAAAGAAACAGACACGCAAAUUUGUUCUGUAUUUUUCAACGGCAAUGACACCCAAAGUAGAAACCAACGGCGAUCUGACUUUUUCACCUCACACCGGAGGCAAGUUCACCGGUAUAAUGCAGUUGGCUUAUAGCGGGGUCUCUCCAAGAGGAAACCUCGCUGUGGCUGAUUUUCUUGACAGGUAUGCUGGUACCUAUGCAUACAAACCCGAGACCAAAUACUGUGUGAAGGGAGAUAAGGGUUACAUCAGUUUCGACUGGAACAAACAAACCGUAAAGGGGAUCUCUGGCAGCGGACAGCUCCUGAUGGUUGUUAUGCCGCAUCACGAACAACUGUUGAAAGGGCAAGGCGGUUUCAUAACGGGUACCCCAUAUGGGUUCAAGGCCCUGGCGGCAGACAGCUGGUUGCAGGAGUUAGACCUUCCCGAUGGCAGUAUGGAACCUGAUAUGACUGCUGUGCAAAAGAUAAAACAAAAUGCCCAACAACAUCAGGACAUGAUGAAAGCACUGGAUUCAGACGUUCGUCAACAGCCGCUUACACCCGUCUGCAAGGCUUCCAACAGUUAUGGCGCUGGUAAAGCGAUUGGUGCUGCUGUUCGGCUGGCUAGUAUUUCAAGGGCUUUUGGAACCACACACUACAAGAGCCUGGACGUCCAAAUCGAAGAGUGUCUGGAAUUGUGGCUGCGAAUAAAGGACGGACUAGCCAACUCCAACAAACUUCACUACGACACUGUGUGGGGAGGACUGAUGGUACGUGGCGUGCCGGAUGGACAGCCUAUCAACCUCGGAGCUGACUUUGGAUUUCCAACGUACAACGAUCACCACUUUCACCUCGGGUACUUCAUGUAUGCUUUGGGAUAUUACACUAAGUAUUACCCCUCUUGGGCCAAAGCCAAUCGAGAAAGGAUCCUUUUCCUGGCCCGCGACGUUGGAAAUCCUAGCUAUAGAGAUACACACUUCCCCAUUGUACGGCACAAAGACACAUUUAUGGGUUUCUCCUGGGCAACUGGUGUAGGUCCAGGGACACGGCAGGAGGAAUCCGCUUCUGAGGCGAUCAACUGCUAUCACGGCCUAGCGGCCCUGGGAUUUGGCACCAAAAUGGCCUCUGUGGAACAGAUGGGUCGCCUUAUGUUGGCACAGGAAAUUGCCUCAGUUCGAGAGUAUUGGCAAGUGCGCCCCCAUAACUUACACCACUUCCCGCCCACUUUACAAACCUAUGGCGUUGUUGGACAGAUUGGAGAAGGCUCCUUUUACCUGUAUACCCUUGAUUGGGCAUGUGACCCAAAUUGGUUCCCGAUGCGACACGCGUGUCUGGUUGGCAUACAGUCCAUUCCAAUCACUGCUGUAUCCAAAUACUGGAUGGACAAAGACUGGGCUGUGUCUGUGAGCAAGGUAUGCGGUUGGGCUUUGAAUCCAACCUCCGCCCCAGGCUCCAAUCUGGUCGACAAAUCUAAGCUAACCCCUGUGGUAAAGGGUUGGGCAGCCUUUUGUCAUGCGGCCACGUCGCACGCCAGUGCCUCAGCGCAGGCAGCAGCUGCAAAUUACGUGAAAAGCGUGCCCUUCAACCAACUGGUUCCCGGUACAACUACCAGCGGCACGCUGCUCUUUAUUUACGGUUCUACGUGAAAAUAUGUAAAAAUAUUCCAAGUUUGCUCAUAUAAUUUGAAAACCGAUAUAAAUUUGCCUGUGUCUUCAUACAUAAAACAUUUUGAAAGAUUUACUGAUAAUAAUCCGUAACUGAAGAAACUUGUAAAAGAUUGUCAAUUGGGUAUUUUUUUCCUCUCCCCC
Lingula anatina is the source of this 3146-nucleotide messenger RNA. RefSeq names its product integrator complex subunit 11. Gene Ontology annotation, biological process: snRNA processing. Gene Ontology annotation, cellular component: nucleus. Gene Ontology annotation, molecular function: RNA endonuclease activity. The record is from RefSeq and is a predicted model, not a curated record. Lineage: Eukaryota; Metazoa; Brachiopoda; Lingulata; Lingulida; Lingulidae.